AGAGUUGUGCGUUGCGGCGCUGGAGGGUGGGUUUCUUCUUCCUCCUAUCCACCCCUUCCCCGCGCGGCGCGGUGGUGCGGUCCCGGGUCAGGUCUGAGGCGUGGCGGCGUGAAGCGCUGUCAGAGCCGCGCUGCGAGGUUCAGCCCAGUGCCGGUACCGGGAGCUGCCACACCGCCAUCGCCGCCGCCAUGGAGCCCCAUCGCUGGCUGCCCCUCGAGGCCAAUCCCGACGUCACGAAUCAGUUUCUCAAACAGUUAGGUAUACAUCCUGACUGGCAAUUUGUAGAUGUUUAUGGUAUGGAACCAGAACUGCUUAGUAUGGUGCCAAGACCUGUCUGCGCAGUGCUACUUCUCUUUCCAAUAACAGAAAAGUAUGAAACCUUCAGAACAGAAGAAGAAGAGAGAAUAAAAGCUAAGGGGCAAGAUGUCAAAUCAUCAGUGUAUUUCAUGAAGCAGACCAUUAACAAUGCUUGUGGAACAAUUGGGCUAAUUCAUGCUAUUGCAAACAAUAGAGAUAAAAUGAAUUUUGAAACCAAUUCUUCACUGAAAAAGUUCCUAGAAGAUUCAUUAUCUAUGACUCCUGAAGAGAGGGCCAAAUAUCUAGAAACUUACGAAGCUAUUCGUGUCACUCAUGAAUCCAGUGCCCAUGAAGGUCAGACUGAGGCACCAAGUAUAGAUGAAAAAGUAGAUCUUCAUUUUAUUGCAUUAGUUAACGUAGGUGGUCAUCUCUAUGAGUUGGAUGGGCGCAAGCCAUUUCCAAUAAACCAUGGGGAAACUAGCGACGAUUCUUUUUUAGAGGAUGCAAUAGAAGUUUGCAAGAAAUUCAUGGAACGUGACCCUGAAGAAUUAAGAUUUAAUGCAAUUGCGCUGUCUGCAGCUUAAAAGCCUUUUCCAGUGGGGCUAAUGCAAUGCAUUGUAACAAUAAAACCGUUGCCAUAUGUUAAUAGUACAAAUUUUGAUACUUCCCUAACAUGUUGAUUAAUUGUAGCAUACAUGGAAUAAACUUUGCAUUUGUCCUUGCUAUUUCUUGCUGCUUGUUCCUAAAGCAACUUUGGGUAUUCAUAUACACGCAUGCAUUUUGUGCAAGACUUCUGUGUGGUGGGUUUUUCCCCCUUCCACCCUCUUAAAAUUUUGGGAAUUACCGUCUGUGAUAUUUCAUCAUAAUAAUGAUGAGCUAGUUCAGAGCAGGAUUAUCUUUUGUAUCAUUCACAGAUAACAUUCGGAGUGGAGUAUGUGGUAUGUUAAUGGGUAAAAACUUGAAAUGUGAGGUUAUCUCGAUCUUUUAAUUAUAAUGAUAAAAGAAUAUUAUAAAAAACUUUUACAGGUGACUCAAAGGCAUUUUUUUUCAGUGCAUUAUUUAUAAAUAAAUAUAUGGAAGAAAAAAGGCAGAAAAAGGACUGUUUCUUCUUACUGUUGGUGAGCACUGACAUAAUUUUAAAAUUAUCUUAAUCUACAUUUUGAAUAAAACUUAAUUUUGUUUCUCAAGCCUGAUGAUGUUAAUAAACUGUCAAAAAGCUUUAGUUAAACCAGUGUUUGCUGUUUGUAUAUAUGGAAAACCAAUAUGAAUGUUUUGUCCCAGAAAAGCCACACUAGUAAUUUAUGCUAGUUCAAAUGGUAGGACUGGGAAGGGCACACCCAGGUGAAUACAGCAAUGUAUUUAUCUCACCUAGCUGAAAUAAAGGAUAGAAAAAUAAGGAUUGUUCUAGUGAAGUUUGCUGUAACAAGAACAGAAACAGGUUAUAGAUUUUAAGAUAGAUAGCCAUGAUGGUCAUAUGCUUUUUUUCCCUUUAGGAAUGUCUAUUGUAAGUUUGUCAGUUGGCAUUACUGAAUGCUAUGUGAUACCCUUCCCCUGUGCCAUCCCUCCCACCCCACCCACUGGAUCUUAAGGUACUGUUGACCGAUUUCUACACUUGAAUUAGUAACAGCUUUGUUGGGGUUUGGUUUGGUUUUGGUUUGGUUUUGGCUAAGCAAUCUUAUGCUGUAGCAUUCUUGCAAAGGUUGGUUUUGGUUAAUGUGCAUGUUUUUUACAUUCCAAGAAAAAAGAAUAAAUCCUUAUUUGUUGCUUUGAAGUGAAAUAAUUCAGGUUUGCUUCCACUGAAGACUGCUGCCAAAGGAAACUGAACCCUCCAUGUCCCAGAGGGUGCUUUCGUUCUCUACCAAUUGUCAUUGCAGGAAAAACGAAUGGGGUUAUGCCAGAGCAAUCUGGCAGAGUUUUCCUUCUUUAUAGAAAAGAGGCCUGGGAGUCUGUCUUAUCACUUAAGAACAUCUUUUGCGCUCUAAAGAAAAAGUCGGAGUGUCUGUCUAAAACAUGUCACUUGGAGAGUCCACGAACAACAAGAGUCUGUUUCCUAUACGUGAGCUGGUUGGGAAAGCGAGGGGGAAGAACACCACUAACAAGCUUCUAUUUUUGAGCAUUUUUUCACCCCAAUAAAAUGCAGUAUCUUUAAGACAUG
This is a messenger RNA of Strigops habroptila (Kakapo), 2452 nucleotides long. It is a transcript of the gene UCHL3, whose product is annotated as ubiquitin C-terminal hydrolase L3. NCBI's taxonomy places the organism in Eukaryota, Metazoa, Chordata, Aves, Psittaciformes, Psittacidae. Gene Ontology annotation, biological process: ubiquitin-dependent protein catabolic process; protein deubiquitination. The coding region runs from base 189 to 881 and encodes 230 amino acids. Gene Ontology annotation, cellular component: cytoplasm. Gene Ontology annotation, molecular function: cysteine-type deubiquitinase activity. The transcript is spliced from 9 exons. The record is from RefSeq and is a predicted model, not a curated record.